AAAUUUAAAAAUAAUAAAAAUUUUAAAAUUGAAAUCUCAUUAUCACUUUUAUUUAAAAAAAAAAUAAACCCUAAUUUCUUAUAAUCCCAAUAUCAAUACCGGACCUCUCAGCAGGACACGCGCCACUGGGAAUCACUCUUCCCCAAUGACAUGCGAAUCCGAAAUCGCAACCGCCGUCGCCCAGAACGACACCACUGAACCCUGCCAGCUCGACUUCUCCGUCCUCCGCAACCUCGUCGAGAACGCCAAAAUCCCCACCGUCGACCGCACCCAGGCCUGCCAGUACCUCCGCCAGGGCCUUCGCCUCGUCCAGUCUGACUACCUCCGUCGGACCAACGAUUUCCUUCUGCCGAAUCCUACUGGCGCUCUUACCAGCGCCUCGUCGACGACUUCCUCCCGAUCCCGAACUUUGACGCCCGCUCCUCCUGUGGUUUCCGUACCAGUUGGAUCUCACAACGCUUCAAAUCUUGUAACCCUCUUAACUCGAGCUCAUUUAUACAAUCAAAAGACCCUUCCUAGCAAGAGUUGAGUUGAUAGAUGUGGAAUGCAUGUCGUAAUGGUGACAAAAUUGAUGGUCAGUGCUCACUGUUGUUUCCAAUAUUACCCCAUGGAUUGUUUGUUACUCUGUCGAUUGGAUGGGAAUGGAGGAAUUGAGAAUCAAAGGAGGAAUUUCAAUUGAGAAUUAUUGUAUACCUCCCUAUGCUUAGACUUGGUAUGUGAUAUGUUUAUGAAGAAAGACAGUACACAAUAAAUCCAGAAGAUUAUC
Linum trigynum is the source of this 766-nucleotide messenger RNA. Lineage: Eukaryota; Viridiplantae; Streptophyta; Magnoliopsida; Malpighiales; Linaceae. The record is from the annotation of a GenBank genome assembly.